AUGUCUUCUAAGCUCUUUAUCGGUGGUCUCUCAUGGAACACAACUGACGAAACCCUUCGUUAUAAAUUUGAGGAGUUUGGUCAGGUUACUGACGCUGUAGUCAUCAGGGAUCGUGAUACUGGCCGCUCUCGUGGUUUCGGUUUUGUAACUUAUACUAACCCAGAAAAUGCUCAACAAGCCUCCAAUGCCAUGAACGAUCAAGAAUUUGAUGGUCGCCGCAUCAGAGUUGACCUUGCUACGGAUCGCCGUUCUGGCGGUGGUAAUGGUGGAGGCUAUGGUGGUGGCGCUGGAGGCUAUGGUGGUGGUAGCGCUGGAGACUAUGGUAGCGGUAGCGGUGGUCAGUGGUAA
Molecule: messenger RNA, 348 nt
Organism: Mucor velutinosus
Lineage: Eukaryota; Fungi; Mucoromycota; Mucoromycetes; Mucorales; Mucoraceae
Exons: 2
Coding region: 1-348 (115 amino acids)
Cellular component (GO): nucleus
Molecular function (GO): RNA binding
Source: RefSeq, a predicted model, not a curated record